GGCAGGAGAAAUACGUGUAGGUGCAGCACAAGCUCAACGGGAUGCUGACUGGGUUUAGUUUCUUCUUUUCCCAGCACGGUUGGACCAGACCGGCAGAAUCCACCAAGGCCCUCUCUCUGACUACCUCUCCGGAAUGAGGUCUCAGCCCCCGUGCGACACAACCCCGUUUUCUGUCCCACAGAGCCCAAGGAGAGGCCGAAGCCGAGACGAUGCCUGGGAAGCUGAAGGUGAAAAUCGUGGCCGGGCGCCAUUUGCCAGUGAUGGACCGUGCUAGUGACCUGACUGAUGCCUUCGUGGAGGUAAAAUUUGGUAAUACCACCUUUAAAACAGAUGUAUACCUCAAGUCACUCAAUCCACAGUGGAACUCAGAAUGGUUUAAGUUUGAGGUGGAUGAUGAAGAUUUACAAGAUGAACCUUUACAGAUCACAGUUCUUGACCAUGAUACUUACAGUGCAAAUGAUGCCAUUGGUAAAGUGUACAUUGAUAUUGAUCCUUUACUGUACAGUGAGGCUGCAACAGUCAUCUCAGGAUGGUUUCCAAUUUAUGACACUAUACAUGGUAUCCGUGGAGAAAUCAAUGUAGUUGUCAAAGUAGACCUCUUCAAUGAUUUAAAUCGAUUUAGACAGUCAUCGUGUGGAGUCAAAUUCUUUUGCACAACGUCUAUUCCAAAGUGCUAUAGAGCUGUGAUAAUUCAUGGAUUUGUAGAAGAACUUGUAGUCAACGAAGACCCAGAAUAUCAAUGGAUCGAUCGAAUUCGUACACCAAGGGCAUCAAAUGAGGCCAGACAGAGACUCAUUUCUUUAAUGUCAGGUGAACUACAAAGGAAGAUUGGCUUAAAAGUACUCGAAAUGAGAGGAAAUGCAGUUGUUGGCUACUUACAGUGUUUUGAUCUGGAGGGCGAGUCUGGGUUAGUGGUACGAGCCAUAGGAACAGCGUGUACUCUGGAUAAAUUAAGUAGCCCAGCAGCAUUCCUUCCUGCAUGCAAUUCUCCAUCUAAAGAAAUGAAGGAGAUUCCCUUCAAUGAAGAUCCCAAUCCCAAUACUCACUCAUCAGGACCCUCAACCCCUCUGAAAAACCAAACUUAUUCCUUUUCACCUUCCAAGUCCUACAGUCGACAGUCCUCUUCUUCUGACACAGAUUUGAGUUUGACACCCAAAACUGCACCUUACCCACAGGGACCUAGGAUUUACCUGUGUCCCAGCUCCCCCUCUCUCUCUUGUGGUUCCCUUCAUCUUAAAAAGUCCUGUCUCCUCCUCUCGGAAUCUAGCCUUACCCCUCAUCAUUCUAGCCUUGUCAGCCCAGUUCUGAGGAAAAGUGUUUCUUUCAGUGAAGAGCUGUUCCUGGCUGCUUCUGGAAUGGGCAGUGGUAGUGCUGGAAAAGAAGGGGGGCCAUUUAAAGCUCUUUUAAGACAACAGACACAGUCAGCAUUGGAGCAGAGGGGAGGAUCGCCUCAUAGGUUCUGUAGAAGGCGGGAAUUUCCAUUUUUUACCCUGACUGCAUUUCCUCCUGGAUUCCUUGUGCACGUUGGAGGUGUUGUUAGUGCACGUUCUGUGAAGCUUUUGGAUCGUAUCCACAAUCCUGAUGAACCGGAAACUCGAGACGCAUGGUGGGCAGAAAUCAGACAAGAAAUAAAAUCACAUGCUAAAGCCUUAGGCUGUCAUGCUGUAGUGGGCUACAGUGAGUCAACCAGCAUCUGUGAAGAGGUCUGUAUUUUAUCAGCAUCUGGCACAGCGGCUGUUCUGAACCCUCGAUUUCUGCAGGAUGGCACCGUGGAAGGCUGUUUGGAACAGAGGCUUGAAGAAAAUUUGCCUGCAGGCUGUGGAUUUUGCCAUAUACCAUAUGAUGAACUGAAUAUGCCAUUUCCAGCUCAUCUCACAUACUGCUAUAGUUGCAGGAAACAAAAAGUUCCUGAUGUUCUCUUUACAACUAUAGACCUCCCAAUAGAUGCAAUAGUUAUUGGAAAAGGUUGUCUUAUUCAAGCAAGGUUAUGUCGCUUAAAAAAGAAAGCACAGGCAGAAGCAAAUGCUACAGCUAUCAGUAAUCUCUUGCCAUUUAUGGAAUAUGAAGUACAUACUCAGCUAAUGAAUAAACUAAAACUCAAAGGAAUGAACGCUUUGUUUGGACUAAGAAUCCAGAUCACAGUGGGUGAAAAUAUGUUGAUGGGCUUAGCAUCUGCCACAGGUGUAUAUUUAGCGGCUUUACCAAUGCCUGGUGGUAUUCAGAUUGCUGGGAAGACUCCUAAUGAUGGUUCAUAUGAACAGCAUAUCUCUCAUAUGCAAAAGAAGAUAAAUGAUACAAUUGCUAAGAACAAGGAAUUAUAUGAAAUCAAUCCUCCAGAGAUAUCUGAAGAGAUUAUAGGAUCACCCAUCCCAGAACCUAGACAACGCUCAAGACUUUUAAGAUCUCAGUCAGAAAGUUCUGAUGAAGUUAUGGAAUURGAUCUUUCACAUGGGAAAAAAGAUGCUUUUGUUUUGGAGAUUGAUGACACUGAUGCAAUGGAAGAUGUGCAUUCUCUCCUUACUGAUGUUCCUCCUCCUUCAGGCUUUUAUAGUUGCAAUACAGAAAUUAUGCCUGGUAUAAAUAAUUGGACAUCAGAAAUACAGAUGUUCACAUCAGUAAGAGUAAUCAGAUUAAGCAGUCUUAACCUGACUAAUCAAGCUCUCAAUAAGAACUUUAAUGAUCUCUGUGAAAAUUUACUCAAGAGCCUGUAUUUUAAGUUACGAUCCAUGAUCCCCUGCUGCCUUUGCCAUGUAAAUUUCACAGUAUCUCUGCCUGAAGAUGAAUUAAUUCAGGUCACAGUCACAGCAGUUGCAAUAACUUUUGAUAAAAAUCAGGCUUUACAGACCACAAAACCACAUGUUGAAAAGUCACUACAAAGAGCUUCUACAGAUAAUGAAGAACUUUUGCAGUUUCCACUGGAACUCUGUUCAGAUUCACUUCCUUCACAUCCUUUCCCACCAGCUAAAGAACACCUGGAGAGUGCAAGUUCUAACUCAGGUAUACCAGCCGCACAGAGAGCAACGUCAGUUGAUUACAGUUCCUUUGCAGACAGAUGCAGCAGCUGGAUAGAGCUCAUUAAACUGAAAGCUCAGACCAUAAGGCGCGGAUCAAUUAAGACAACUGUGACAGUUGAAAAAGCAAGUCCAAUGGGUGAAGGAAAUUUCCGGAACCGUUCUGCUCCACCUUGUACAAAUUCCACAGUUGGGGUUGUUAAGAUGACACCUCUUUCUUUCAUUCCUGGAGCAAAAAUAACUAAAUAUCUUGGGAUAAUUAACAUGUUUUUUAUUCGGGAAACUACUUCUCUUCGUGAGGAAGGAGGAGUCAGUGGUUUCCUCCAUGCCUUUAUUGCUGAAGUGUUUGCAAUGGUGAGGGCUCAUGUUGCUGCAUUAGGAGGAAAUGCUGUCGUCUCCUAUAUAAUGAAGCAGUGUGUCUUCAUGGAGAAUCCAAAUAAAAACCAGGCACAGUGUCUUAUAAACGUAAGUGGUGAUGCAGUGAUUUUUGUUCGUGAAUCAGACUUAGAAGUGGUAUCAGCCCAGCAACCUACUGCCAACUGCCAGCCAUUAUGUACUGGAGGAGAUGUUACAACCUGAAGAAAAUAGGAAAGAAAGAGUUCACCUCAUUGAAAUUUAUCUGUMUCCAUUGUUUUGUCAUUAUCGUCUUAGACAAAAAGAAAUGAAAUUAAUUUGAAAUAGUUAAGAAAGAAUUGAUACAUUAUGCGUAGAUUUUUGUCUGGAAUCUGUUGGAGGCAUGAGAAUUUCUAAUCUUGAUGUUUUGUUUGCCUAGUCUAGAUAGACAGGCCCCAUGAAAAUUCUGCCUUCAAUAAGUUAAAAUAAAUUUCUAAGUGAACUGUAGCAAAAAUGAAAGUUACUUGUAAUUUAUGUUGAUUUUAAUAAAAUCAUAAUUUAAAAAUGAAAUGGGAGGAUUAUCAGGAAACUAGAAUAGCUACUUUAUAUAAUUUAGAAAAACAAAGCAAGAAAGUCACAUAUUGUUAAUGAAUAAAUAAUAGAUUUGAGAAAUGUGGGGGAAAUGGAGAAGAGUUUUCAGAAAACUACUGUGUGGAUUUCUUAAUGUGUUUUAUUUUGAUGAGGAAUUUGGUAAUAACUCUCAGUGGGUAAGUGCUUUCAGCCGUCUUUUAGAAAGUUAAAAUUCUGUAACUUGAUUCUGAAAUACCUCUAACUACUGUAAAAGAAAAAGUAAUUUAUUAAAACUGAUAUCUUUUCAUUGAAAAGUUUUAAUAUCUCCAACGAGGGAGGAAAAUUUAUAAUAUAAUUUCAUAACUGGCCACAUUUGAGUUAGUAUUUAAUUUGUCUGAAGAGGCUUGGCUUCAGGUGGGAAGAAAACAUUGGUGAAUUUUAUUGAAGCAGUAAAAAUAUAAUUGAUCUAGUAGGAACAUAAAAAUUAUUUUCCAGUAAAAUAAUAUUGCACUCCUACCAAAUGUACAGAAUUUUAGUAGUAUCUUAAAAAUUGUUGGUAGUGAGUUGGAGUGUAUUUGGCAUAGAAUUUGGAAAUGUAAAUUGAAGUAAAUAUGCUGCAAAAUGUUGAAUGUAUACAUAGAAAUACUUUUUUUGUCAAUGCCAAAUGCCCACUGUAAAUGAAUCUUAGAUAUUAUAUUUCUCCUUUGCACAAUAAAAAUUUCUUUAUAAAACUCAUGAUUUUGUUCUCCAACAAGCUGCCCUACGGAUUAGUUAUUUCCUUGUUAUUACAGG
Messenger RNA from Urocitellus parryii (Arctic ground squirrel), 4706 nucleotides. It is a transcript of the gene C2cd5, whose product is annotated as C2 calcium dependent domain containing 5. Gene Ontology annotation, biological process: positive regulation of protein targeting to membrane; protein localization to plasma membrane; positive regulation of D-glucose transmembrane transport. Gene Ontology annotation, cellular component: plasma membrane. Gene Ontology annotation, molecular function: calcium-dependent phospholipid binding; calcium ion binding. The record is from RefSeq and is a predicted model, not a curated record. NCBI's taxonomy places the organism in Eukaryota, Metazoa, Chordata, Mammalia, Rodentia, Sciuridae.